AUGAUCCGUAGCAAAAAAUCUGCACAAAACAAUAUGACAUCUGCUGCAGAUAUAGCUAAGGACACGAGAUCUGAAUUCGAAAAAGCAGGUUUUGAUGUUCCUCCGGUAAAUAUUCGAAAUGCAGCACAAGCUUCCAAGGAAAUAGAAUACCUUUCUGAAAAGAUUGCUCAAGGCGUUGAAUGGGAUGAACAAGUUAAGGCAAUAAAACGAGGAAUGGGUCUAGUCAAUGGCGGAGCCUUAGAAUUUGAUGAAUUUUCAGACAAGCUUUCAAAUUUAGGACCUGGACUUGUUGCUGGAUGUUGUAAUUUACGAAGUGCAUUAGUCAAACAAUCAUGUUUAUUUAUAGCGCAAUUAGUUCAUAAUUUACGCAAAAAAUUUGCUGUUUUUGGUGAAGUAAUAGCGCCUUUGUCAAAACAAACUACGCAUGGAACAUUGAUUAUAGCCGAAAGCUGCAAAUUAGCAAUUUUCGAAAUUCCUAAGCUAACUAUUAUGGAAACCAUGGAUGAGAUAGCUGUAAACUUUCUCUACAAGCCAUUCCCUAAGCACAAACUCUAUUCUAUACCAGGUCUCGAGAUAUCAGAUUCAAUUCGCCAAAAUGUCAUGACAGAGCCACUUCCCAAGCUUCCUUCCAUGCCAUCUGCCGCCAACCUAGGCUUUACAAGCCAUCACACUGUCUGCGCGAUGGAAAAUAUCGAUGAUGGCGCUUUUAUUUGCCAAAUUCCAGGUUUAUUGUGUCAUCAAGACGAAAUUCGAGCGGAAGAAGGUAUUCCUCGCACCUGCAUCACUAUACAAGGCACUCCCGUUGCUAUAGACAUCUCACAGACCACAAGCAAAUACGCAUUGUACAUAAGAAGAAGUUUCCAUUUCAAUUGUGUUGUAAAACUACAAAUUGUCAAUGGAAAUGUCUGUGCAAUGCUUUAUGCUGCUAGAUCAAGAGGUCCUAUAACUGAUGAGAGGUCUUCUUCGUCUGGUCCUGCUAUAAUGAAGGGAACAGAGCUCUUCCUUCCGUUCGAUUCAGAUCUGCCUUAUCCGAUUGAGAAAAAAGCGUGGAAAAUAAAGAAAACGAAGCCUCCAACGAAAACAAGGCCAAAACCAAAACAGAAACAGAAUAAUAACACAAAUAAUAACCAGACAAAACCACCUCCAACUAAAAAUGUUGCAAAAGGAAGCGAAAGAAGCCAGAAAAAUAAGAAUUCACAUGAUCAAACAAAUAAAAUUUUGCCAAGUGUUAAAUUGACACUUUUAUCGUCAUUCAUGGAAGAUGAUUUACCUCCAAUUCCGAUUGUUAUACAAGAAGAAGAAAAUGAAGUUGAUGCAAAAGUUUUGGCCCAAAAAAGACACUCAACACAUCAGAUUCGAAAUAUGUCUGAUGCAGAAUGA
Messenger RNA from Trichomonas vaginalis G3, 1380 nucleotides. Its product is annotated as microtubule binding CLASP family. NCBI's taxonomy places the organism in Eukaryota, Parabasalia, Trichomonadida, Trichomonadidae. Bases 1 to 1380 code for a protein of 459 amino acids. The record is from RefSeq and is a predicted model, not a curated record. The transcript has a single exon.